UUUCAGAAAGGAUUUACACCAGCAGUCCCAGUUCAUGCCAAUAAAGAAGAUCCAGCUACUCAAACUAAUUUAGGAUUUAUUCAUGCGUUUGUUGCUGCCAUAUCAGUUAUCAUUGUAUCUGAACUGGGUGAUAAGACGUUUUUCAUAGCGGCCAUCAUGGCCAUGCGCUAUAACCGUUUGACUGUGUUGGCUGGUGCUAUGCUUGCCUUGGCCCUCAUGACAUGCUUAUCAGUUUUGUUUGGCUAUGCCACCACAGUCAUCCCCAGAGUGUACACAUACUAUGUUUCAACUGCAUUAUUUGCCAUUUUUGGCAUUAGAAUGCUUCGGGAAGGCUUAAAGAUGAGUCCAGAUGAGGGUCAAGAGGAAUUGGAAGAAGUUCAAGCAGAAUUAAAGAAGAAAGAUGAAGAAUUUCAACGAACCAAACUCCUAAAUGGUCCUGGAGAUGUUGAAGUGGGUACAAGCACAACAAUACCUCAGAAAAAGUGGCUGCAUUUUAUUUCACCCAUUUUUGUUCAAGCUCUUACAUUAACAUUCUUAGCAGAAUGGGGAGACCGCUCUCAACUCACGACAAUUGUUUUGGCAGCUAGAGAGGAUCCCUAUGGUGUGGCUGUGGGUGGAACAGUGGGGCACUGCUUAUGUACUGGAUUGGCAGUAAUUGGAGGAAGAAUGAUAGCACAGAAAAUCUCUGUCAGAACUGUGACAAUCAUAGGAGGCAUCGUCUUUUUGGCAUUUGCAUUUUCUGCACUAUUUAUAAGUCCUGAUUCUGGAUUUUAACAAACUGUUCAUUUGUAUUUAGUAUAAGGUAGUGACUCUUGUCUUGCUGUACAUAGUGUACACUAUAACUAAAACUAAUAGAAAUACUAUAUUUUGUAGCAUUGAUUUGUGAGUUUGACCUAAUGAAAUUACUACAUCCAAAAAACAAAAAAUCAUUGAUUUUUAUAUGUAAAAUGGAUUUUUUUUUUU
This is a messenger RNA of Fukomys damarensis (Damara mole-rat), 963 nucleotides long. RefSeq names its product transmembrane protein 165 (gene Tmem165). Lineage: Eukaryota; Metazoa; Chordata; Mammalia; Rodentia; Bathyergidae. Gene Ontology annotation, cellular component: Golgi apparatus. Gene Ontology annotation, molecular function: manganese ion transmembrane transporter activity; calcium ion transmembrane transporter activity. The transcript is spliced from 5 exons. Gene Ontology annotation, biological process: Golgi calcium ion transport; calcium ion transmembrane transport; Golgi calcium ion homeostasis. The annotation marks the transcript as partial. The record is from RefSeq and is a predicted model, not a curated record.